Molecule: messenger RNA, 2115 nt
Organism: Mucor velutinosus
Lineage: Eukaryota; Fungi; Mucoromycota; Mucoromycetes; Mucorales; Mucoraceae
Product: Homocysteine/cysteine synthase
Exons: 10
Coding region: 1-2115 (704 amino acids)
Biological process (GO): phosphorelay signal transduction system; cGMP catabolic process
Molecular function (GO): 3',5'-cyclic-AMP phosphodiesterase activity; 3',5'-cyclic-GMP phosphodiesterase activity
Source: RefSeq, a predicted model, not a curated record
AUGAUGGAUGCUUCACUUUGUACAGUGGUGAUUCUACACCAAAAUAAUGAUCAGCCCUACCACAUUAUCGACCAAGAGCAGCAAGAGGAUUAUCAGCAAUUGAUCAAAUUGAACUUUGGUCAAGUGUACAUACACCAAGACCCUUUGGAGGCCAUCGAAAAAGUCAAACAAUGUCAAAAUGUGCAAUCUACAUUGCUCCUUGUCGAUCUUGACGCGAUUCAGUACAACGAUAGCAUCAGCAGAGAAACCUACAUUGUCCAGUUCUUACAGAAUAUCACACGCGAUUUAAAUACAUUAUUGCCGAAUUACAUACCACUUGUCGUGUGCUCGAAGAACGACUCUACCAACCUCAUGUUAGAUUGCAUUCAUGCUGGUGCGACGGAUUAUCUAUUGAAACCACUCUAUCUUAAUGUGAUAAAGACGUUGUUCCUGAAAUUGCACCGCUGUCAACCCGAUUCAAAAAUGCACGAAAACGUCAAUACCAGCAACGCACCUAUAUUGCUACCACAGCAACAAUCCCUGCCAUCUCCAACCGCUUAUCAACCACUAUGUGACCGAAUCAACGAGAUGAACUCAAAGGAUACACAUCUAUCCAAAAUACUCAUGGAUGUGUUUGUUCCAAAAACAACAAAAGCAACACCCAGAGACCCAUAUCCAAAUAUAUCAAAGAAACGAUCAGCGGAACUCAAAUCAAGAAUUGCGAGUUGGGAUUUCAGUCCGUUUGGCCUGAAUCAACAGGAACUGAUACAUUGCGUGUAUUUGAUUUUUGAGCAGGUAUUGACCCUGCCUGAAUUGAAACAUCUAGACAUCAAAACAGCCCAAUUGUACGAUUUUAUUAUCGAUUUAGCAAGUGUUUAUCAUGACGAAAAUCCAUACCAUAACUUUGCGCAUGCUGUAGAUGUGUUGCAGUGCUUGUUCUUUAUGUUGUGCGAAUUGUCGGUGCUGCCCUUCACCAAGAAAUACAAAAGCAGCAGCAAAGCGAAUAGAAAUCCGCAAGAUUUGCUUCGACCCAAAGACGUAUUCGCCUUGCUGAUUGCUGCCAUUGGUCAUGAUGCUGCUCAUCCCGGGGUAAACAACAUGUUUUUGAUCAAUUCAUCCAACCCGCUUGCGACACUCUAUAACGAUCGCUCAGUGCUAGAGAGUCUCCACUCAAUGACUCUUUUCCAGCUACUAAACAAGCAUGGCAUUAUUCAGUUAGUGGGUGACACGAAAUCUGCCGAGUACAGAGAGUUUAGAAAGACCGUCGUUUCGAGCAUCUUGGCAACCGACAUGUCGCUGCAUUUAGAGUACGUCACCAAGAUCAAAGAGCAGGCAACCCGAGUCAACAGCAUGGACACCAUGAGCGAACAGCAGCAGGAGUCAGAGAGAAAUUUGAUCUGUAGUGCACUGAUCAAAUGUGCUGAUAUCAGCAACGUUGCUCGCCCAUUCCGCUGGGGUGCCAAAUGGGCCGAGCUGCUUGUCGAGGAGUUUGUCUGCCAAGGCGAUCUUGAAAAGGAACUGGGCAUGCCCGUAUUACCCAUGAACGACCGUGAUCAAGUCAUUCUGGAAGAUUCCCAGAUUGGGUUUAUUCGCUUUGUGGCCUUGGACCUAUUUCAAAAUGUGCGUGAAAUUCUUUGUGGUCUUUCGUUUGCCGUGGAUCAAAUGCAGGCCAAUCUCAAACAAUGGGAAACACGAAAGAACACCUUGACUGUGCAUGAUUCCGGUGUGGCUAAUUUGAUCGAGCAUGAAGCUGAUGAGGAUUUCGAUGUGGUGUCCAAUACCAGCACGACUCAGAUGAUGAUGAUGGAGACAGUGGGCAGCAAGCGAUCGAGCAGUAGCCUUGAUUUUAGUUCGCAUUCACCCAACGAUGUCAAGAGAUUGUCGAUAGAGAAAAAGACCAUCUACCACCACGGACACCACCACGUCAUGUCCACCACUACCACCACGACCUCCUCUUCCUUGCAUUACGAUCAAGUUCAAUUAGACGAUGACCAUCAUGAUGAACACGACAGUAUGACUUCUACCGUACCUAGAUGCAAUGGAUCCUCAUCAAAUCAUCAUCACAACCAUCACCCGCACCAACAUCAAAGAAGAGAUGCAGCCAAUCCCGUUUACUGUCAAUGUUCCAUUCAAUGA